CACCGUCCACACCUACUCCGCCUCGGCCAUCUGACAUCUCCACGAGAUGGAUGCUAUUUCGAGGCAAGAGUGGGUGGAUGGGAUGUAAUCAUCUUCCCGUUUUGGAUCUGAUGCGGUGGGGAUACCUAUAUGCGGUAGGAACAUUGUUGUCAGCCAAGUCGAUGAGGUCGAUCUGGAAGUUCUUCAGUGUAUAUAAGAAUCCAGUAAGUUCCCCGAGGUUACCUCCUGUUUCUUCCAUCUCAUCAUCCUCACCAUCAAACCACACAAACAAACAAAUCUCAUCCUCCAAAGACCAAAAAGCCAAAGACAACUCUUUACCUAUCCUCCACCAACAACAACAACACACUCAACCAAACCAAACCAACUUCAACCCAAACCAAAAAAUGCAACUCACCACCCUCCUCGCCCUCGCCACCGCGGCCGUGGUCCCAGCCUUCGGCGCCGUCAUUCCCAGAGCAGUCGGCAAAGCCACCGUCCUCAACCACUGCUCCUUCCCCGUGACCCUCUGGUCCGUGGGCUCCUCCGUCUCGGCGCCCGUCGCCCUCGCCGCCACCAACGGCACCUACAGCGAGGAAUUCGUCAAGGACCCCGUGACGGGCGGCAAAGCGCUCAAGAUCACCACCACGUCCGACGGCCUGUACACGGGCGCGCCCGAGCUCAUCCUUGCGUAUUCGCUGGAUGGGGCCAACGUCUGGUAUGAUUUGAGCAGUGUCUUUGGGGACGCGUUCAAGGGACACAAGGUCACGGUGGCGGGCAAGGGCACCGGAAGCUGUGGGGCGAUUGAGUGGGCGGAGGGAACGCAGCCGGCGGGAAGCCAGACCAAGGUGUGUGGGAGCGCGGGGGAUGUGGUGUUGGAUUUGUGUGCUGCUUGAGGCACCUGAGAACCAUGAAGAGGAUCAAGGGGAGGAAGAGUAAAAGAAAGGGUACAAGAGUACCUAAUAUGGCUGUACAUAUAUGACGGAGGAAGAAAGGACAUGAAAGGGAGAUCCGGACUGGACGAAACAGAUACGACUUAUGGAUGGCAUGAAAACACGAUCGAAGGACGGAGAAGUUAGUACAUAUUUCCAAUAACGAAUUAAGCACAUAAUCACACAUCUUUUCAACAUCUCUCUC
Messenger RNA from Neurospora crassa OR74A, 1113 nucleotides. RefSeq names its product BYS1 domain-containing protein (gene ccg-13). The record is from RefSeq and is a predicted model, not a curated record. The transcript has a single exon. The coding region runs from base 51 to 872 and encodes 273 amino acids. Lineage: Eukaryota; Fungi; Ascomycota; Sordariomycetes; Sordariales; Sordariaceae.